GUACAUGACGGCACAUGACAGUAGCGUUUCAAACGUCAAGGUAAGGCAAUAUGGCAUCUAGAAUACAAAACUUUACUGAGGAACACAAGCUGUACAUUCUCCAGUGUAUUGAGGAUAAUAUUUCAAUCAUUGAAGACAAGAGGUGUGACGCCAAUGCGUUAAAAAACAAAUCGACAGCAUGGGGAAGAAUCAAGGUAUCUUUUCAAGGUCGUUUUGGCAUCAACAUUGACACAGAUAAAUUGAAGCAAUUAUGGAAACGACUAAAGUUAACUGCCAAAAGAGAACUACGCAACUACGAAAAGGAACUUAAAAAAACUGGAGGGGGGCCACCGCCCAAGGACGUGUCAAAUGUAUCGCAUAGAAUAAUCAGUAGGAUUCCCAGGGAGUUUGAACAACUGACCAACCCAUACGACGACGACGCUGACGACCAUGACGAACAAGGAGAUAUCUCAGCGGAAGGCGAUAAGUUGAGUCCCGACGUCCAGGUAGUAAAUGUCAGCAAGGGAGCCCCUAUACCGUCAACAUCAACAUCAACAUCAACAUCAACAUCGUCCGAGUGUGUGCGUGAUUCUGUCGGCCCAAAUGUUGACUACUGCGACGAUGACAUCAGCGUAAGUCAGUGUCAUUAUGAUAAACUCCCCAUUCUUACAAAGAGAAAGAGACAAUCGACCGGUUCAGCUAGAGAUGCGACACCCGAGACAACCCUUCUGCAGCUCGCACGAGAAGAACACGAACUAAAGUUGAAGUACAUGAAGGAAGAACACAACCUAAAGAUAGAAAUUCUGUAACUGCAGAAAACACAUGCAGAAAAUCAACUUUGCACCCACAAUGUCGUGUGGGUUGGCGAUCGUUCAUACACUGAACUGUAGAUCAUUAAUGGAGAACUUUACGUUGUCCAUUGUUCUGCAAGUGUAGAUUUCUGAAUCUAUGUUCCGUUAUGCAGUUCAGACCUGUUUCGAUGUUAUUCAUAUGCCUCGUAUUUUUCUUUCC
Molecule: messenger RNA, 990 nt
Organism: Haliotis rubra (blacklip abalone)
Lineage: Eukaryota; Metazoa; Mollusca; Gastropoda; Lepetellida; Haliotidae
Exons: 2
Coding region: 51-788 (245 amino acids)
Source: RefSeq, a predicted model, not a curated record